Molecule: messenger RNA, 4542 nt
Organism: Danio aesculapii
Lineage: Eukaryota; Metazoa; Chordata; Actinopteri; Cypriniformes; Danionidae
Gene: ppm1f
Product: protein phosphatase, Mg2+/Mn2+ dependent, 1F
Exons: 8
Coding region: 221-1495 (424 amino acids)
Biological process (GO): protein dephosphorylation; negative regulation of protein kinase activity
Cellular component (GO): cytosol
Molecular function (GO): cation binding; protein serine/threonine phosphatase activity
Source: RefSeq, a predicted model, not a curated record
UUUGUACUUCCUGUCGAUCACGGUGACUUCCGCAGACGGACGGGCUUUUGUUGUGUAGUGACUGAAGGGCGUGCGUUCAUGUACGAGCACAUCAAACCGCACUCGUCAGGAAAAAAAGGGAGUGUCUGCGAAUAAAACAACGCCAACCAUCCGCAAAGAUUCAUACAUCAAGUUUCCAUUCAGUCGUGCUCGCUGACGUCCUCCUCAGUCCAUACUCAGCAUGAGCUGCGCAGAGAAAGUAGAUGUCGGGAUGUUUCUUGAGAGGUUUCUGCUGGAGUUUUCGCACCCGCUCGGGACAGAAGAUCCGCUGCCCGUCAGUUCAGCAAACCGAAUCAUCUCUCUGCAGGAGCUGAAGGGAGAAAGUCUGGAUUUAGGCCUUCGACUGCUUUCAGCCAGAAAUGCUCCAUCGUGGUUGGCUGCAGUGAUGUGCAAUGUUGCUGUCACUGAACUGCUCAAAGAUGACCUUUCACCUCACUACUGUCCCAAAGACCCCGAACAGCAACCAGAGGAUGAACAGGGAGUUGUUUUGCUGCAGUCUGAACCUGUGCUGCGUCUCUUUAUUAAUAAAUUGAGAGCAGUGGGUGUGGCCUGGCAGAAACAUCCGCCCAAUCCCGAUGCUCCCUUUUCACGCACACACAGCUGCUCUGUUCACGCCAUUCGGAACACCCGCAGAAAGAUGGAGGAUCGCCACGUCAUCCUGAAAGAGUUUAACCAGCUUCUGGGACUGCAGGAUGGUGUGGGCAGAGAGUAUUACGCUGUGUUUGAUGGGCAUGGAGGAGUAGAUGCCGCCACUUACGCUGCCACUCAUCUGCAUAUAGUACUGAGCCAGCAGGGGGAGCUAAAAACGAACGCUGCCACAGCCUUCAAAAACACCUUCACAAAGACAGAUGACAUGUUCAAGAUCAAGGCCAAGAGAGAGCGUCUGCGCAGCGGCAGCACUGGAGUGGCUGUUUUACUGACCUCUGACCUCCUCACCGUCUCCUGGCUGGGCGACUCUCAAGCUCUGCUGGUCCGCCAGGGGGAACCAGUGACCCUGAUGGACCCACACAAACCCGAGCGAGAGGAUGAGAAGAAAAGGAUUGAGGAUCUGGGUGGAUGCAUCGCUUUCAUGGGUUGUUGGCGGGUAAAUGGUACCUAUGCUGUUUCUAGAGCAAUAGGUGAUUUUGACCAGAAGCCGUAUGUCUCUAAUGAAGCUGACAGCUCCUCUUUCCAUCUGACCGGGGAUGAAGAUUACGUCCUCCUGGCCUGUGACGGCCUCUUCGACGUGAUCCGGCCUGCAGACGUCCCAGCUCUGGUCCUGGAGGCUCUGCGGGAGAGCGGAGGCUCUGGAGACGAUGUGGCCCAGAGUCUGGUGGCCCAGGCCAAAGCUGCAGGAUCCAGCGACAACAUCACCGUCCUCCUGGUGUUCCUGAAGGAGCCGCAGAAACUUCUGGCUCAAGACACCGUUUGCAGAACUGAGGGACGAGGAGCUGCGUGUGCGGCCGCAGGGGUCUGAACAAGGUUAAUAAGAAAAUCAUAUUCACGAUUGAAGCAAAGCAGAGGACCAGUAGUCGAUGAUGGUCUUCUCAUCAUCUGAAAUCAUAUUUGAAAUAGUCGCUCCGUUCAAAAAGGAUAUGCAUUAUAAAAGCAAGUUCAGUCAUGCAUUCAGCAGAACGUAAUGAAGCCAGUACAAGGCGUUUCCUCAUUUAUUUUUCCAGGAAUGUCUGAUCCCUGGUCAUUUAUUAACAGUCUCUGUUGCUAAGUCUGAACUUGUUUUCAUUUUUGACAGAUUAUAAUUACAUUUACUGAUACAUAAAGGGAUGGUUCAUUCAAAAAAAAAGGAAAAUUUGCAUUUGAUUUACCCCCUCAGGCCACAUGCAUUUAGGUGAUUGAUUUUUAGCUGAAGAGAAAGCUUUAUGGAUAAAGAUGUUUAGCUGAAAUCCUGGCUCUUGGUGAUUCCUAAAAAAAUAGUCAAUGGUUACCCUUAGCUUCUGAUGAUACAUUGAGGUCAUAUCACAAUCAGUUUGUGUAUUAUUUACUAAAUAAUUGACUAUUAAUCCAUAGCCUCCGCAAACUGAGCAUAUUUACUACAGUCUUGAGCAAGAGCAACUCUGUCCUAUGAUGACAAACAUACAGUGCAUCUGGAAAGUAUUCAUAGCGCUUCACUUUUUCCACCUAUUUUUAUGUUACUGCCUUAUUCCAAAAUGGAUCAAAUUCAUUUAUUUCCUCAAAAUUCGACACACAAUACCUCAGUUUUUGAAAUUGCUGCAAAUUUAUAAAAAAAACCCCCUGAAAAAUCACAUUUUUUGUAUUUUUCCCCCUACUGACUUCAUUUGUGUGGUCAAAAAGUACAAUGAAACAGGAAAACUAGUAUCAAAUGUGAUUUUUAGGAUGACAGGGUAAGUAGGAUUUCAGUUUUUUGGAUGGACUUUCUCUUUAAAGGGAUAGUUCACCUAAAAAUGAAAGCUCUGUCAUCAUUUACUCACCCUUUACGUGUUUCAAACCUUUAUUAGUUGAACACUAAAGAAGAUACUUUGAAGAAAGCUGAAAACCUGUAACCAUUGACUUCCAUAGUAUUUGUUUUUCCCAGUAUUCUUGUCAGUGAAUACCGGUUUAUAACAUUCUUCAAAAUAUCUUCUUUUGCAUUUUCCAAAAUAAAUAAAUAAAUAAAUAAAAGUUAAAAUAUAAGUACAUAGUGAGUAAAUGUUCAUUUUUGGGUGAGCCAUCCCAUUAAUAUCGCAAACAAAGUAACACCUUUGAGAUGUAGAUAAAGUCAAUUAAAAUGCUAUCAUCUUGUUGUGCUCCCUAUUUGAUGAGACUGUUACAAGGGCGACAAAUCUGAUGUGAAUAGUCUUACCUGAUACAGUAUUUCAUUGCAUUUAAUGAUAAAAUAACUGACCAUAAGGCCUUCAGCUGUCAGCAGAUGUACUAAUCCAGUGUUGUAGGUGGUUAGUAUUUUAAGGACUGUUAUUUAUUUGACACAAUUAAGUAUUUAUGCCUGCUCUGUACCGUGUAAGCGCGCUCUUUCAUGUGCCAAAAGUGUAUUUACGAGUCUGACUUUGCCAAGACCGUCUCUCUAGUGCUACUUCAGUUUUACCAAAUGUACAGUACAACCUUUAUUUAUGCGUCUCGUUUUGUUACAGUGCCUUUUUGUUCCUAAAUAUCAGUGUUAAUGCCAGCAUGUCGGUUUUACACUUUGCAAAGCACUCGUCCUGCACAGUGCAAGUCAUCUCGAGUUACGACUGCUCAAUAUUUUGAAAGCCUCAUGACGAGUCGCUGAUAUAACAGCACAGUCACCAUAAUGUGAUCAGGCCAAGAAUAUCGCUAACCUAAUGGAUACUGAACGAGGAAGGUGAAGAGGGGGAUGAUUUGCUGGGGAAAUGUAUUGAUGGUUGGUUCAGUACUAUGCAUUCAGUUAAAAAACUCAAGUGUGCAUGUCCAGAUUUCCUCACAACAAUGUGCGAAGAUCACAGUGGCAUCCUAAAAUCCGAAAACAGACUGAAAAACGUGAGGAAUUUGGAAAUAGUACUGAUAUGGUGAUUUUACAUGGUCAAAAGGUCUUAUUUUGAUACUUUUUUUUGUAGAAAUCAUAAUUUUUCUAUAUUUUUGAUGGAUUUUUUUUUUCAACCAAUUUAGUUGAUUAUUGCUAAAAUUAUAAUUUUUUAAUAAUCCUAAUUUUUUAGGUCAAAAGGUCUUAUUUCGGUGCCUUUUUGUAGAAAUCCUGAUUAUUUUUCAUUUUUGAUGAACUUUUGAGCAAUUUAAUCCAUUCUUGAUAAUAAAAAUAUAGCUUUCUAAUUUUUUUUCAUUUCUACUGACCCUAAAUAUGUAUUUGUUUAUAGAAUUUAUUUGAUCAUGUUUUAUUGUUUACUUAUUUCAAUGCCUUUUUUGUAGAAAUCCUGAUUAUUUUUCAUUUUUGCUGAACUUUUGACCAAUUUAGUCUGUUCUUGACAGUAAAAAUAUAAUUUUUUUUGUAAAUUGCUACUGACCCUAAAUGUUAAUUUGUUUAUAGAAUUUAUUUUAUGUUGUUUUAUUUAGUUAUUAGUUUUGAUACCUUUUUUUGUAGAAAUCAUAAUUAUUUUACAUUUUAAUGAACAUUUGACCAAUUUAGCCUAUUCCUGCUAAUAAAAAUAUUUUCUUUAUUUUUUUUAUUUGCUACUUAUCCUAAAUGUUUAUUUGUUUAUAGAAUGUAUUUGUUUUAUUGUUUACUAAUUUAGAUGCCUUUUUUGUAGAAAUCACGAUUAUUUUUUAUUUUUGUGCAAUUUAGUUAAUUCUUGCUAAAUAAAACUAUUAUUUAACUAUAUAUAUUAACUAAUAUAACUAUUUCUUUUUUUAACUGCUACUGACCCUAAAUGUUUAUUUGUUUAUAUGAUUUAUUUUUGUUUUGUUGUUUACUUAUUUCUAUGUCUCUAUUGUGGAAAUCCUGAUUAUUUUUUAUUUUUGAUGAAAUUUUUGGGCAAUUUUGUUCAUUCUUGCUAAAUAAAAAUAUAUAUAUAUUUUAUUGCUACUGAUCCUAACUGUUUAUUUUUUUAUAGAAAUUAUUUUAUUUUGUUUUAUUAUUCACUA